Molecule: messenger RNA, 1524 nt
Organism: Schizosaccharomyces japonicus yFS275
Lineage: Eukaryota; Fungi; Ascomycota; Schizosaccharomycetes; Schizosaccharomycetales; Schizosaccharomycetaceae
Exons: 1
Coding region: 1-1524 (507 amino acids)
Source: RefSeq, a predicted model, not a curated record
AUGGACGAUUCCGAGCCAACUUCGUUAAAUGCGCUACUUGGAUCGACUGUAGAUGCUGACAUACGUGCUCAAUUAGCUCUGAAUGAGGAGUUGUGGCAUUCUCUGCUGCAGACACAACAAAUCGCAUCUUCCAGUGAUUGUUCCCAUCUACGGGCAAAGGUUGUGAGAAAUUUACUCUCUGCGGGACCAGAAGCACAAAAAACUGCCGAAAAAUGCGGCUUGCUGGUGUGGUUUCACCAUGUACUUCCCAACCCGUCUGUUUCGGAAGAUCCCAAUGACCGUUUUUUUUGGCAGGCCUUCGCAAAUGCUUCCGCUGGUACCUCGCCCAUUAGCAGACAGCUUUGGCAGUUUUUGUUCGAGACAGAUGGUAGCACUCCUGGACUUAUUAUGCAAGAUCGCACACCUCGCGUGUACGUGAGCGAUGGUCUACAUUCUGCGUUCACCGUCGCUUUGUGGUCUCUCGAGCUAUCCUUAGAAAAGGAUCCCCAGACAGAUCCGAUUCAAGACCUGUGUCUUACGGAACGCGGUCAAACAUUGCUUUACAUUCUUUUUUGCAUGGACGGAGUGCUGGAGAUUGGUCACCGCGAAACCGCGCUGUUGAAAGGGUUUGUGGAGAAGAUUUUUCAACAGGGUUUUACGAGCAAGCUGAUUUCCGUGAGCCAAGAUUGUGGGCAUCGCACCUUGUAUUUCGUGUUGAAUACCUUGAAUGAAUUACUGGAAGAUGCGUCCGCAAAAUCUGCAAUCGCUCUGGCUCCAGAAACAUUCCAGACGGCCACUGCAAGCUUUCUUGAAAAAGGUAGUUCUCUACGCUUGAUGCUGUCGGACCUCAGCACAUCCUCCUUCUCCUCUGAUCUUUCACUCACGACAUUUGCAGAACACGUGUCUGUGUUUUUAACGUGCAUUAAAUUUUACUCACUUUUUCUUGAUGUCGCUAAUGACGACCUCGAACGCGACACAUUCAAGCCAUGUAUCGUUCCUGAUCAUCCCGAUUUGAUUUCACCCGCCGCCAAUGCUUCUGACGGUUCUCUCAAGCCUCUCGUAAAACUGCUUGUAGACGUCUUGGGCUUAGCGAGCAACCUGUUUCCUGCGAAAACUCUGGUCGCGACUUCAGCGGCUUCGGCUCAGGAUCCCGUCCGCAAUGAAUUCGCCGAAGCUGCAGCGGGUUUGAAACGAGAGUGCUUGCGCUUGAUUACUUUCUUGCUUCACCUUCAUCCGACUUUACAGGAUGAAGUGCGCGAGCUGGGCGCCAUACCUCUUAUACUUCAACAAUGCAACAUCGAUGAUCAUAAUCCGUACAUUCGUGAAAUUACCAUCCUCUGCAUUAGACAGCUUCUCUUCAACAACGUCGAGAACCAGUCUCUUGUCGCUCGCCUACAACCUCAACAGCCUGUACAAAGCACCGUUGUAAAUGAAGCCGGUUAUGAAGUUUGUCUUAAUUCCGAAGGGAAACCGUAUCUGCAAUCUAUCCAUGCUGACACUGGAACAGCUGAAAUGAACGAAACGAACGGAUCUGCUUCAUCUUAG